GCAAAUACGCGCGGAUUUCUAUAAACUGUACAAAACCCCUUAAGAGACGCAAUUUGUUUGCGGAAAAAUUUCGGUAAAGAAAAGUACAUAAUUCAGCGAGUAAAGAGGGCUCAAAGUUUCAAAAUUAAAAACUUCGCUUAAGAAUUGGCGUUUGAGCAAGAAUUGAUGGAUUAGGUACCAGAAGAAAAAGCGAAAACAUUUUAAUCAAGUCGGUGAAAGUAUUUCACACGAACAUCUGACGCCCACCGAUACAAAAACUAUACUCCCAAACAAAGCGUUAACAUAAUGUUAAGUUCGCUCGAUGCUUUAGCCGGGAAAAUAUCACCUGGUUCUGGUAAGAAUAGUCCGCCCCAGCAGACACAGCCACAACAGCAUCAAAGCAAUAGCAACCAGACAUCAGCGACGCAUAUUGCACAGCAACAACUACAGCAGCAGCAAUCGACCACCAUUACCUGCCAAUUACAACAACCACACCUGCCAGCGACAAGAGAACAACACCAGCGUUUCAAUGGGAAUCACCAUAAUGCACUGGAUAGCAACUGCAAUAAAUUAUGUCACAUCAGUCACAACAGCACACACCCAUACCAGAAACAAUUGCCUGCUCAACACAAUCAACAACAAAUGCAAAACAAUUGUCAGCAGCAGCAAGAAUUGCAACAACAGCAACAUGAGCUGUUCCAGCAGCAUCAAACAUUUCUACUCCAUCCACAGCUAUCGCCAGAGGAAUCCGAUCCACAGCUGGAUUUCCGUAGUUGCCUGAAGGAGAAUGUAUUUGGUAUGAGUGAUAAAAGCAGUAUCACUAACAGCCUUCCCAAUAGUCCUAUUCAUACUUCCACGUCGGCCAACAACAAUAACAACAGCAGCAUUAACGGAAAUAAUGGCUGCAAUAAGAGUCCAACUCUGCUCAAGAAUAGCAAUAGCAACAGCAGCACAGGCCUUAUCAACGGCAGCAACAACAAUGGACCACCAAGUCUGUGUAAUGCCAAUGGCAACAAUAACAACAACACAUGCAGUGCCAAUCGUAACGUUCUCGACAAUGAAUCACCAUGCUUCCGCAUGGAUGCCGACGUGCCGUUCGGCGAGAAAGAGCCCGACCCAGACAAUAUCAAAAUGUUUGUUGGGCAAGUGCCAAAAUCCAUGGAUGAAGCACAAUUGCGUGAAAUGUUUGAGGAGUAUGGUCCAGUACAUUCAAUAAAUGUACUGCGCGAUAAAGCGACUGGAAUCAGUAAAGGUUGUUGUUUUGUGACAUUUUAUACACGUCGCGCUGCCUUAAAAGCCCAAGAUGCUCUGCAUAAUGUAAAAACGUUAAACGGGAUGUAUCAUCCUAUUCAAAUGAAGCCAGCGGAUAGCGAAAAUCGAAAUGAACGGAAGCUGUUUGUUGGAAUGCUGAAUAAGAAGCUAAACGAGAACGACGUACGGAAAUUAUUCGAAGUUCACGGCCCCAUCGAGGAGUGUACGGUGUUACGUGAUCAGAGCGGCCAAAGUAAGGGGUGUGCCUUUGUUACAUUUGCAACUAAACACGCAGCGAUAUCAGCGAUAAAAUUGACUUUGAAUCAAAAUAAAACAAUGGAGGGCUGCACUUCCCCGCUUGUUGUGAAAUUCGCUGAUACGCAGAAGGAGAAGGAGCAGAAGAAAAUACAGCAAAUUCAAGCAAAUCUUUGGAAUUUAGCAUCAAACAUAAAUAUACCAGUAGGUCAGACUUCAACCACCGUUUCAACCCCAGUACUUGCGAAUCCGCCACAGCAGGCGAGCCCAGUAUUGGGGCCCGAGGCUAUUACACCGGCGUCCUUGCAAUUGAUUCAACAGUUGCAAGCGGUUGGACUGCAACAACAACUGCUGCAAGGUUUGUGCGCCCAAACGAGUACCACGGACACAGCAACUGCUGCCGCCGCCGCAGCUGGACUGUUACCACCGAUGACGAUACAAAAUUUGGCCGCCAUCGCGGCCAUGACACAACCCUCUCUAAGCAACGCUGCCACUAACCCGGGAAGUGCGCAUAUAACAAAUACAGCAGCUCUGUUAUGGUCUGAUCCGAACCCGUUAACGUCCGCGUAUAGUAUGUCACCGGCAGCUGGAUUGCCACAAUUCGGUAGCACCACAUUAUCGGCCUCGCCACUGACCAGUAUGGCAUUAAGUAGUGCCGCAGCUGCAGCGGCUGGCAAACAAAUCGAAGGUCCUGAAGGAUGUAAUUUAUUCAUCUAUCACCUACCACAAGAAUUCACCGAUACUGAUUUGGCAUCAACUUUUCUUCCAUUCGGCAAUGUCAUUUCCGCCAAAGUUUUCAUAGAUAAGCAAACCAAUCUUUCCAAAUGUUUCGGUUUUGUAUCUUUCGAUAACCCGGAAUCAGCGCAAGUGGCCAUCAAAGCAAUGAAUGGUUUUCAAGUGGGCACUAAGCGUUUGAAGGUGCAGUUGAAGAAACCCAAGGACGCUUCGAAGCCUUACUAGGAUAGGUACCCAGUACGUGGACGUAAAUCACUGGGAUAGUAAAAUUACGACCACUUACUAAUGAAACAACAAACUAAAAAUUAAAUAUAAGAGAGGGUAAUGAUAACUUUUUGAACUAACUGAAUUGAAAUUGACUGUGCAGCAUAAAACAAAUGUUUACCUAUUAGCGCUGUACUGCAACAAAUUUAAAUGCAUAAACUCAUCCACACAAUUAUAUUUUUUAUAAGUACUGUACGUAUACACUUGUAUAUGCUUGAAUUUGUUUUUGAAUUAAUGUGUAUUUUUGGAAGCUUAGCUCUGUUUGAAAAUAAUUCUUGCUCAAUCUUAACAUACUUAAAUACAUAUAUUUGCUUACAAAGCAUAUCUUAACAAGAUAAAGUUAAAUGAAUUUUAUGUUGAAUUUUUAAUAUACAUAAAGCUUAGUAUACAGCUCUCAAUAAUAAUCUGAAGCAAUAUUUCUCAUUAUUUUUGUGUUGCCUGAAAAAGUACUUUGCCGCUGCUGUAAAUUUUCUUGGCGAAAUAAAUUUAAGUGUAUUUUUCCAAAGUACGUUUCGAAAUUUAGCUACCCUUCAAACACAUUUUUUCAGAACAUAGUUUGUUUUUAAAAUGAGGUUAAAUUUUAAAACCUAAAAUGGCCCUAAAAGCAUAUUUUUCUUAAGAGCUCUAAGCUGAUUUAUGAAAUUUUGAUAAAAGAAAUUUCGUAUUUCUUGGAAACGUUUUGCUUACUUUUGGAUAGAUUUUAAGUUAUCUGUAGGCAUAGGUGGUUUGAAGUUUUCAGUAACCUGAAUUGUUGUUAACUUAUCAAUUUGAACCAAUAUAAUAAUUUUACGAAGCUGAAUUAAAAUGUUGUCCGUGGCCUUUGAGCCAAAAGGCUCCAAAUGUGUAGCCUUUUUUAGUAAUACAUACUUAAAUGUAUGGGUUCAGCGAAAUUUGAUUUUGUCACAUUUGAUACAGAUAAAAAUAAAUUUUUAAUUGUGUGGAAGUAAGACAAAUUCAACAUCCACGUUUUAUAAUUUUCGGGCAAGGCCUCAACAUGAAUGGAAAUUACUAUCGAAAAACCUAUAAACAAAACACUUAAACAAAAUUUUGUGGUAUAAAUAUUUGAGCAUGCUAUUGAUUGUUUAAUUAUAUAUUGUAUUUAGUUUCAGAAAUCUUAUUAACUAUAUAUGUAUGUAUAUGUAUAUAAUUAGUUUGAACCAAAAGACAUUUUUUAUUAAACUAAAUGAUAAUUUAUUUUCAAAUAAAUACAUUUUAAAAACUUGAAACAAUAAAAAUAUUGUAUAUGAAUAUUGCAUAUACUGCAUUUGUUAAAAGCCCCUAGUUUGAUGAAAUUGUUAGUUUUUGUUUCAAAUUAAGAUAUUUCUGGAAUUGGUAAAUUUAGGCCAUUAUUGUUUUUUAAUUUUUUAAUAUGGACAAUCUAACAUACAUAGAAAAUAUCUUGCAGAGAAGAAUACAUAGUUCAUUGGCUUUAUAAUUAUAAUUAAUAAAUAGAUAGAUUGCGAUAAAUAGAUUGCGUAUAUGUAUAGUAAAUCGAGAAACUAUCUAAAUUUAAGUGGCGGUAGAAAAUAUUCUCUCUGCACUAACGAAAAGUAGAAAUAGGUACACUGGCUGUUAAAAGUUGGAAAUUAGUAGAUAUGCACUACUCCACGACAAAUUUAUUUCUCCGUGGGAUAUUUGCAUACAAAUGUUUACACACAUUUUAUAAAAACCUAUUUACGUCUUACACAUUUUAAUUGUACCACUGCUUACGGUUGUAUGUAUUUAGUCAAAUGUUUCUUUCUUUUUAUAUAAAUACAUAUCCAUAUAUAAACUCCAAGCGUAUGUUCAUACAUACACACAUUUACUAGUAAGGUACUCCGUACAUUACGAGCCUAAUCAUAGCAAAGUAAAUAAGCCUUUCAUCAUGCCGGAACAAAUAUGUAUAUGACCACUCGACUUCUGCACAAUUUUUUACUAUGCUAUAUUAACCGUACACUUGCUCUGACCUUCUUCAGUCAACUAUACAAGACUAAACACAAUUAGUGUCAAUAAAAUUUUAUU
Messenger RNA from Rhagoletis zephyria (snowberry fruit fly), 4485 nucleotides. RefSeq names its product bruno 1 (gene bru1). Gene Ontology annotation, molecular function: RNA binding. The record is from RefSeq and is a predicted model, not a curated record. Lineage: Eukaryota; Metazoa; Arthropoda; Insecta; Diptera; Tephritidae.